Pygocentrus nattereri (red-bellied piranha) is the source of this 4296-nucleotide messenger RNA. RefSeq names its product cerebral endothelial cell adhesion molecule (gene cercam). NCBI's taxonomy places the organism in Eukaryota, Metazoa, Chordata, Actinopteri, Characiformes, Serrasalmidae. The transcript has 12 exons. Bases 116 to 1891 code for a protein of 591 amino acids. The record is from RefSeq and is a predicted model, not a curated record.
CGGAAGCUGUAAUGUUGGGCUAACCCACGUUGGCUGCUUUGGGAGUUGGGAAGAGCCCCUGAAGUGCUGACGCGGAGCAGGGCUGAGCGAGUGAGCGAAGCCGUGUUGGAGGACGAUGUUUCGCUGGAGUUUGGCUUUCUUGCUCGCCUUAUCGCGGACACAAUGCUACUUUUCAGAGGAAAACUACACAGAAGAGUCCAAAAUGCAGCUGCCCACAGUCGUAAUAGCCAUAAUCGCCAGAAACGCUGCUCAUUCUCUGCCUUACUACCUCGGAGCUCUGGAGAGACUCAAGUACCCCAAAGACCGGAUCUCCAUUUGGGCGGCGACAGAUCACAACAUUGACAACACCACUGCAGUCCUCCGAGAGUGGCUCACUGUCAUGCAGCAGUAUUAUCACUAUGUGGAGUGGAGGCCUAUGGACAAACCAACGUCUUAUGCUGGUGAGUUGGGGCCCAAGCACUGGAGUAACGGCCGUUAUGAGUACAUCAUGAAGCUCAAACAGGCAGCGCUUAACUUUGCCAAGAAACGCUGGGCUGACUACAUCCUGUAUUCAGAUGCAGACAACAUUCUGACCAACCCAGACACCCUGAACCUCCUGAUCGCAGAGAAUAAGUCUGUUAUCACCCCCAUGCUGGACUCUCAGUCUGCAUACUCCAACUACUGGUGUGGCAUCACUCCUCAAGGUUACUAUCGUCGCACAGCAGAGUAUUUCCCAACCAGGAACCGUUACCGGACGGGCUGCUUCCCUGUUCCAAUGGUGCACUCCACCAUGCUGUUGGACCUGCGCAAAGAGGGCACCAAAAAACUCGCAUUUCACCCGCCACACAAAGACUACUCAUGGCCUUUCGAUGACAUCAUUGUCUUUGCCUUCUCCUGCAGAGUGUCAGAGGUGCAGAUGUAUCUUUGCAAUAAAGAACGCUAUGGUUACUUGAACGUCCCUGCCAAACCUCACCAGACUGUGGAAGAUGACCGCAUCAACUUCGUCCAUCUCUACUUGGAAGCUUUGAUUGAUGGGCCCCCCAUGUACGUGUCCCGCUACGUCCAUGUUCCACCGAAGCAGACAGACCUGAUGGGUUUCGAUGAGAUUUACCUUAUAAACCUGCGCAGGCGGCCGGAUCGUAGGGAGAGGAUGCUGUGGUCACUCUAUGAGCUGGAGAUCAAUGCUAAAGUGGUGGACGCUGUGGAUGGAGCAGCUCUGAACAGCAGUGAUAUCAAGAUCUUGGGUGUCGACAUCUUGCCGGGAUACAAUGACCCUUUCUCUGGGCGCUCACUGACCAAGGGAGAGGUGGGCUGCUUCCUCAGCCACUAUUAUAUAUGGAAGGAGAUGGUGGAUAUGCAGCUGGACAAAGCUCUGAUCUUUGAGGAUGAUGUGCGAUUUCAGGGCAACUUCAAACGGCGCCUCAUGCAGCUGAUGGAGGAGGUGGAGCUAGCAGAACUUGACUGGGACAUCAUAUACCUGGGCAGGAAGCAGGUGAACCCUGGACAGGAGGAGCCCGUGGAGAAUGUGAGGAACCUGGUGUUUGCUGGUUAUUCCUACUGGACCCUCUCUUAUGCCAUCUCCCUGCAAGGGGCACAGAAACUACUCAAUGCAGAACCACUCUCCAAAAUGCUCCCUGUGGACGAGUUUCUGCCCAUCAUGUAUGAUAAGCAUCCCAAUGAGGACUACAAAUCCCAAUUUCUGAACCGGAACCUGCAGGCCUACUCUACAAACCCCCUGCUGGUGCAGCCCUGUCAUUAUGCCGGCGACCCAGGGUGGGUGAGCGAUACAGAGACAUCCACACUGUGGGACAACGACACUGUGCGGACAGACUGGAGGGGCUCAUACAAGAACCUAAAGGGAGGGACCCCACCGGCUGGAAUUCAAAGCUCCUCCUACAGGGAUGAGCUGUGAAGCACAGGCCAGUGAGCCACUUCUCUAAAUGAGUCAGUCAUUCGGGAAGUCAGGGUAUGUGAAAAUGUGUGCGAGACUUUACCAUUGACUGUACUAGCUCUUCUUGGAUAAGGUUAUUCACCACAGAAGCCUAUUAGGAAUACUCACACACUAUAACACACACCCCUUCUCAGGUGGAAGCUGCUCUGAGAGACCCCCGCUUAGUGCCUAUGUGUGUUUGUCCAUCUGUGUGUGUAUUCUCAGGUACAUACAGUGCAGUCUGAAUCAGCACAGCAUGCAGUUAUUUAUGUUUUUACUUUGUACAGCAGUGCACAAUGAUUUGAAACAAAACAGUGCCUUCAUUGUCAGGUCAGAGUGUGGAAUGUCAAGUUUGCAUGUUGGUGCCAAAAGGGUUAUUUCACUCCCUGCCCCUACCUCUUAGCCCUUAAGCCCUCCGUUUGCACGUUCAUGUCUAGGAGGUAGGGUGUCCUAAUUUGAGAAUAGGGGUGGGGCGAAGUGUUAGUGCUAAAUGGCCUUUUAAACAGAGGUUUUUCAGAGUCACACGCUAAACAGUGUUAUGAAAAAAAAGAAAAACUGGCAAGAUGGCUGUGCGAGUGACCAAAGAAACCCACAAAUGUGAGAAUUUCCUCCAUUAUAAAAUUACAAUAAUUAUUGGUAUUGUCUUUAGUGUUUUUAUAUCAAUGUAUUCAGGUCCUUUUCUUCAUAACAAACACAGAAAGUCACUGAUAGUAUGCUGAUGUCUCGGCAGCUAGAUAACUAAAUUUCCCUGUUCCACCUUAAAUAGUCCAGUAGUGCUGACACCUGAAACGCCAGAAUGUAACUGCUGCUCCAUUUAAGGUGGAACAGGAAAUGUUUGAACGAGAAGCUGGUGAGUAGCUGACUCCAGCUUCAUUAUCACCAAAGAAUUAGUUGCUCCUCUGUUAUCACUGCAGACUGGCAGGGUCGCCUGCAGAGCACCGUUAGUCGUGUUAAUGAAGUCAUGUUCUUUAUUUGAGGGUUGUCCCUUUUCAUAGGGGAAGAUUUCAACCACUACCCCUUGUAACUCAGUUCCAAUUGGUAAGGUGGCACUCAAAAACAAGGGGUACAGGUAAACAUAAGAAAUGGGAUGGGCCUAAACUACAUGUGGAUAUCUGUGUAUGAAGUAUGGACACCUGGCCAUCACACUUGUGAGUUUGUUGGACAUCCCAUUCCAGCCCAUGCGUAUUACUAUGGAGCUGCCUCUCAAACCAAGGCCUGGCUCAUAAAUCGACGUUCCAGUUUACUCCAAGGGUGGUCAGUGGGGUUAAGGUGGGGGCUCAGUGGUGUCCCCUAGAGUUUGUCUACACCAAACUUGUCAAACUAUGUCUGGAGCUCACUUUAUGCACAGGGGCACAGGAAGGGGUCUUCCCCAAACUGUUGCCAGAGAGUUGGAAGCAUUUUAUUGUAUAAAAUGUCUAACUAAUGCUAAUUAAUGCAUCUAGUGCAUUGCUAUGUUUGAUUUUCACUUUUUUUAUUAUUAUCUGAUAGAUUUAUAAAAAAAUGUUAUCCUCAUGUUGGCCUAAAAGCUUCUGUUUAAUUAAGCUGGUCUGCUUUGCUGCCGUUGACGUUGAUUGGUGCUCAUGCUGACAGAUAACAAGAGCCAACUACAGACCAAGCAGCAUGUCAAAAAUAUACUCUACACACUUUGUUCUCUCUUUUGUGCGCACAGCCAGCUGAGAAACAGUUGAGUUGCUAAUUGUUCAUUUACUUUCUGUCCUCUAAAAUGGAAGGACAGUUCAUCCUGUAUUGGCACACACACACAUCAAUUAAAGCUGUCAAUCUGCACAUGAACUGCCCAGACAUUGUUUCACUUCAGAUCCAGUGUUCUGGAGUACAAAGCCAAAACAACACAAACUGCCCUCUGUUCAUACACUUACAGACUGCACUGUAUGUGGUUGCAUUAGGUUGUUGAAUAGGAGUAACAAUUCAGGAAUGAUGAGCAUCCCAGUUAUUAUUUGCUAGUUUAUUACUAUUGUUUUAUUGUUCUGGCUCAUUUUUAAAUUGAGCAUGUUUUUUAAUAAGGCAUUUUAAACACAAGGAGGAAAUGUUUUGCAAUGUUUGUUCAGAUUUACACCAAAGUCCAAAUAGACAAUUAAAAUGACCACUUUGCACAGAUGCUGAAAACAAUCAGAAGAAAAAAAACACGUGUGAAGUUAUGGGUAUGUUUGUGUGUACUUCUUUUCUGUACCUUUUUCCAGUCAGUACAGUUUAUCUGUUUGGUCCAUCUUCAUCAUCAUCAUUAUCAUCUUCAUCUCCCUUAAUCUCAUGUUUUUUCUUAUUUAUUUCCUUCUCUUGGCUGUUUAUUUUCUCCUGAAGAACUGUAAAUGUUGAUGUAUAACAUAUUUGGUUGUCUUUAUAAAAUGGUCUAAUAAAAAUGUACAUGUUAA